Paramisgurnus dabryanus is the source of this 7078-nucleotide messenger RNA. It is a transcript of the gene fndc3ba, whose product is annotated as fibronectin type III domain containing 3Ba. The record is from RefSeq and is a predicted model, not a curated record. Lineage: Eukaryota; Metazoa; Chordata; Actinopteri; Cypriniformes; Cobitidae. Gene Ontology annotation, molecular function: protein binding.
UAGCGCUCAUAUGCUGUUUCACAUCAUUGACAUGGCCGCGGGAUCUCCCCCUCACUGCACACUAAAGCACGGGAUUGCCAAAGUUGUGUCUGGGCUGAAACUGGAGCGCUGGACUUUCUUUCAACAUCAUUUUAUUACAGCGAGAAAGGCAGUCCAGGAAAGUUCUCCAUGAAUGUACGUCACAAUGAUGAUGACCGACCAGAUUCCGCUGGACCUGCCGCCGCCGCUAUUGAAUGGGGAGGUGGCCAUGAUGCCGCACAUGAUUAAUAUUAAUGGGGAUGGAUCGCAACAGGUGAUCUUCGUGCAAGUCAACCCUGGAGAGACCUUCACCAUCAGAGCAGAAGACGGCUCCCUGCAAUGCAUUCAAGGGCCUGCAGAGGUUCCGAUGAUGUCACCAAACGGAUCCAUCCCACCCAUCCACGUGCCUCCCGGCUACAUCUCCCAGGUGCUGGAAGACAACACAGGGGUCCGGAGAGUGGUGGUCACCCCUCAGUCUCCUGAAUGUUACCCUCCCAGCUAUUCCCCAGCCAUCUCUCCCACCCAUCACUUACCUCCAUACAUGGCCCCACCACCCUUUAUCCCCAACUCACACACGGCCUUCUACCCACCCGUCAGCCCUGGGGACAUGCAACCCCACCAGUACUACCAACAUCAUAUCCCACCGAUGUACAAUGAAGACAUCAUUCCAUUGUACGGGAUGAAUUACAUUGGACGAGAUGAGCCAUACAAACCUCCACCGAAGAAAAUGAAGGACCGACUGGAGCGUCAGAAUCGUCUCAACAGCCCUCCCUCUAUAUACAAGAGCAACAUGGGCUGCAACAACAUGUACAACGGGUACGGCAAGAUCCAUGGAAAUGGAGGAGGUGGAGGAGGGGGAAGCAGCCCAGGGGCUAAAAAAACUGUUCGUGGAUCUCGAAGUAGCCCUAGGUCCAGCGAACCCGACUUGCAGGAUCAUGAUUCAGAAGCAAAGAGAGUUCAGGAUGUUCUAUCAGGAAUGGAAAAACCACAGUUUUUUAAUGUCCAGGCCCGGACAGCUAGAUUGACUUGGGCACCACCAGCAGGCCUCCAAAACCGCGACAGGCACAGUAACGGACACCCCUUUACCUGCAGUUAUGAGGUCACCAUCUCAGACAAAGGCCGUAACGGCCAGUACCGCAGCGUCUAUAGUGGAGAACAAUUGGAAUGCAAUUUAACAGAUCUCCGACCUGCAACAGACUACCAUGUAAGAGUGAACCCCAUGUGCAAUUCAGUGAGAGGCCCGUGCUCGGAGGUGGGCAUGUUUACCACCCACUGCAGUACCCCAGACUGCCCACUGCCACCUAAACUCUCCCACCGCACCAAGAGCACACUCACCCUGCAGUGGAAGGCGCCAGUUGACAAUGGAUCAAAAAUCACCAGUUAUCUUUUAGAGUGGGAUGAGGGCAAAAAAAACAACAUUUUCAAAGAAUGUUACCAUGGAAACCAAAGGCACCACAAACUAACUCGUCUGUGUCCAGCUAUGGCAUACACGUUUCGGGUGGCGGCACGCAAUGACAUAGGAAUCAGUGGCUUUAGUUCUGAGGUGGUUUUCUGCACGACUGGAAGUCUGCCCCACCUGCCCCAUGCUCCUCGACUGGUGCGUGCAGGCAUCACAUGGAUCACGCUGGAGUGGAACAGACCAGACGGCUGCACCGCAGAGGAAACCGUCACAUACACGCUGGAGAUCCAAGAGGAAAACAUUGGAACAGAGUUUCACCCAAAGUACACUGGAGAAAACUUGACAUGUACUGUAGAGGGCCUGAAGAGAAGUACACAGUAUAAAUUCAGGCUCAUAGCCUCUAACUUGGAGGGCAGGAGCAGUCCCAGUGAGGUGCUGGUGUGUAAUACCAGUCCAGACAAACCCGGACCCCCCUCCAGACCUUGCAUCAAGGGCCCUAUCAGACCCUACAGCUUCAGUGUCAAAUGGGACCCUCCACAAGACAAUGGAGGUUCAGAAAUCUUAAAAUACCUGCUGGAGAUUUCAGAAGGAAGUUCUGAUGCCAAUCAGUGGGACAUUGCAUACAGUGGCCCUGCUACAGAGUGUGAAUGCGAGAACUUGAAACCUGGCACUUCAUACAGACUUCGCACCUGCAGCAUCAGCACUGGAGGCCACAGCCAGUGCUCGGAGAGUCUGUCUGUGCGUACGCUGUCUGUAGCUCCAGGACGCUGCCAGCCUCCCAGGAUUGUGGGUAAAGCCAAACACAAAGAAGUGCACUUACAAUGGGACUGUCCCUCUUCUGAGGGGGCGUGUGAGGUGAGCGAGUACAGUUUGGAAAUGAGGGAGGGUGAGUCCGAGCUAGCCGAGGUCUAUCAUGGAUCUGAUCUGGAGUGCACUGUGGGCAGUUUGCUCCCUGGCGCCACCUACAGCUUUCGACUGCGUGCUGCCAAUGAGGCAGGGUAUGGACAGUUCUCUGAACCAACAGAAGUAACAACUGCAGCUGGUCCUCCCGGUCAAUGUGCGGCACCAUCCCUCACUUUAUUGUCCAAUACUUGUGUGCUGGUCAGCUGGGAGAGUCCAGAGAGCUCAGGGGUGGAUAUCUCUGAGUAUCGUCUGGAGUGGAGCAGAGAUGAGGAGCCAAUGGAAAUCAUUUACUGUGGCCCUGAUACACAGUGGGAGAUCUCAGACCUGACACCUGCAACUCAGUACAACUGCAGACUACAGGCUGCAAAUCAGGCAGGUGCUGGACCAUACAGCGAGCAGAUGAGCUGUGUGACCCCUGCCACUGUGCCUGACCCCGUGUCAGUGUUGUACAUGCUUGAGAACGACCCCACAGACAGCGGUGUAUACAUGCCUUCCACGUGCUUGGUUUUAAAAUGGGAUGAACCCUGCAGCAAUGGAUCAGAGAUCAUUUCUUACACGCUUAAACUGGGUGAACAGACCAUCAUCCUGGGCAACAACACGUGCCAUUUGUUACAGAACCUGCAGCCAGACAGUGAAUAUAGUCUUCAGAUUCAAGCAGUCAACGAGAUUGGUGCUGGUCCCCUGAGCCCUCCCCUGCUGGCCCGCACCAGACAGCUGCCCCCCGUCCCUCCCCGGCUGGAGUGCACCGCCGCUGGACCCCAGAGCCUCAAACUCAAAUGGGGAGACGGCAGCAAUGCCAAGAGCCUGCUUGGAGAUGAGAUGAUCUACAACCUGCAGAUGGAGGACAAGAACAGAAGGUUUGUUACAAUCUACAGAGGCCCAAGCCACACAUAUAAGGUACAGAGGCUAUGCGAGUCAAGCAGCUACUCUCUCAGGAUUCAAGCUGUAAGCGAGGCAGGGGAGGGCCAGUUCUCUGAAAUACACACUUUCCAUACCACCAAGUCUGUUCCACCAGCUCUCAAGGCUCCUAAAGUGGUACAGUUGGAAGGGAAUGUGUGUGAGGUCAGCUGGGAAAGCAUUCCACCAAUGAGAGGAGACCCCAUCAUUUACAUUCUGCAGGUGCUGGUGGGCAGAGAGUCUGACUACAAACAGUUAUAUAAGGGAGAGGACACAACCUUCCAGAUCUCUGGCCUGCACAGUAACACAGACUAUCGGUUUCGCGUAUACGUGUGUCGUCGUUGUCAGGACAGCACUCAGGAGCUGUGCGGACCCCUCAGUCCAUCAUCAUUCUUCGCGCCCCGCCGCACGGAGCUGGUCCUGCCCGGAGACCUCAACUCCACGGAAACGACGACUCCCACCGGCAUGUUCAGCACAGACGAACGCUUCGCAGCGGUCUUAGUCGGCGCUUUCGCCGCCCUCUCCUUCCUCAUCGCCUUUUUGGUGGAAUACUUCUUCAUGAAGUGAGCUAUAUAUAUAUACGAAAAACCAGAAACAGCAGCCAGCCAAGAAAAAGAAACAUUUACGUUACACACACGCACACACUUAAAUAUACACGCGUGGCAAUGUACUGUAGGCUGAUUAUGUAUACAGGCACGCUUUCUCUCUAUUCCUUAUCUCUACAAUGCCUUUUCCUGUGCUGCCUGUGUAUCGCUGUUUUACUCAAACUUUACAGCGUGACGGUUUUGCUCUGUGAACUCCUUGGUGAAGCAAAAUCGCAUUAUCGAGCCUUACGAAAAGUCACGUGAUAGCCUGUUUUUGCAUGCUUGAUUUUUUUGUAUCCCUUUAAGUGUACGUAUAUGUUUGGAGGAAAAUGUAUUGUAUUUUCUCCUCGUUCAUGGCCUAUUAUAGUUUUAUCAAAGCACGCUUCACCCAGUUUGCGUUAAGGAAUCGUAGCUUUAUCACGAAAUGCGUAACACAUUCCACAAUCCCAGUUCAAUUCAUGUGAUGUUGUUCACGUUUUAUAUAUUAUGCACAUCACCACAUAAACACUAAAUACCGUUACCGUAGUAAAGGCUGGUGUGCAGCCCCCUGAAUUAAGCUGCCAAAGCAAGUUGCAAUCCAAGUGUGGUUUAAGUAUUGCUGCUAUUGUGUUUAUUUUUCCUUAGAACGGAAUCAGUUAUCUAAUAUAUGGAUAUAAAUCUAUAAGAUUCUAUAGAGGUAUUGUAAUAUAAAUAAUGAGUUUGAAGUAGAGAUCUCUUUCAGAGCGUGUCAAUUCACAAUCUAUGGUGCUCAUAAAUCUGUGGUCAGUAGUGGUGGCGAUGGAGUUCAAUUUGCCACGUAACACUCUUUGCUGCCACAUGCCACAAGAGAACGGGUCGCUGACCCAGACCGGCCAUUUAGUCUUUGUGUGUCCUUGUCCUAAGGUGCAGGCCGCAUGCUUGAGCAUGUCACACACAGGGCUACUUUCUUGUCUACCUGCCCACAUAUGACUUGGCUAGGCUAAUGUGCUUUGUGUGCUGUCUGUAGAUCCAGGGACCAGCUGAUGGCUAGAGUCACAAUAGCCAGUGUGUAGCUGUGAAACCGGUUGUUUUUCAGUUAUGUUUAUACUCUGUGAAUUGCGUUCGUAACCGUUUCGCCUCAACUUUCCUAUUUGCUUUUUAUCGACGGCCCUACAUGUCUCAUUGAAUGUUGCAUCGUUUUUAAUCUGCGAAAAGCCAGUUGUAUGUUUUUAAGGUGCUUGAUCAACAUGAUUUACGAAGCAGCGGUGAGCUCCUCCACCCGCUGCACCUUAUAAUGAGGACUGAUGUUCAUGCCAAAACAGCCUGAUGUGCAUCUUUAGCCAAGUAAAGGUACAAACCAGCAGUUCCCAAAGAAUUUCUCCUAAAAUUCCACUCGCAGACCAGUUGUCUAAAAGAAGAAAAGGGGAGGGGUGUAAGGCAGGGCGUGGCUUGCUGGAGCCUCUUUUCCCAACUGACAGCCUGUAUUGUACCUCAGGGACAUGGACUUAUCAGAGGUGAAGAAGUACAGCGAAUACUAUGUUUCUGAGAGGGUGCUGCAAACACUACAUUAUACCGAAUGAUAAUGAUAUUGCUGUCAUCACUAUGGUAGCAUUAUUUCUUUGUCUGCCUCUGCAGUUUUUUUUUUAUGCAUUUAUUUGAUCUGUUUCUCGCCUAAGCUGUGCCUUGCUCCAGUUGUCCGUAAGCAAAAUCGUUUACUAGUUCAGAAUACCUUUGCCAAAGUUAAUGGGAAAGUAAGGUAUCAUUCUUUUAGGGUUAUUUAUACUUAUCUAUUGCAUACAGUACUUUAAAUGGCAAUUAAAGUGCAAUCUUCAUUUAUUUAUUUUUUAAGAAAUUAAGAGAUGUAGUUAUGUACUAAUUUUUUCUAUUGUAGCAUGUUUUUUUUCAGUAAUUUUUUUAUGUAUUGUAGAUUAACCGUUAAGGCCAGCAUUCCUUUCAUUCAUACAGUAAGUCUUUCAUUUAUUUGUACCAUGCUGAAAUAUUUACAUGUAACCAAACGCCUGUUCAUCAAAGUGCCGAAACUCUGGCUUCACUUAGAAACUGUAGCAAAUGUUUAACCUUUUUUUUAUUUGUAUGUAAUGGGGCAUACGUUACGUAGCUAAAUUUGGCAUCGCUAAAAAGUGUUAUAACGCUUAUGUUAUCUUACUGUUUGCCAAAGCAGAGGUAUUUUUCUGUUAUUUAAAGGGUUACUUGAGAAAUUCUUUGUGACAUUAGAACAUGAUUUUCUUGUAAAGGAAAAACAUAAGUUUAAGUUAAACUUAAUCUGUGACUACACUUUUUAUUGGUGGUGAAAAUGGUGCCAUUUAUUUGAAUAAUCCUUUUUGAGGUGAAAUUUGACAUGCUAUUCACACUGAAAGGAAGCAAAACAAUCAACUGUUCUGAGGCAAAUCACAUUUCUCAUUUCUUUUUAUUUUAUCGUGUCAUAGCGCAAUAGUGAAUUUAUUCCAGUAUUUUUGCUAAGGAAUUAUAUAUAGAGAUAUAUAUAGAGAGAUAUAUAGUAUGACAACUAACAGAAAUGAAGCACUUUUUAAAGCAAAACAUUAAUCUUUAUUAGAUUUAUCUCAUAAAGGGGUAUUUCCUAGUCAAUGUUUCUAUUGUUUUGAAAUCAAGAUGAUCAUGCAUUAAGAAAAGCAAGAAAUGCAUUCUUUUUUUAAAGAAACUGGCCCACACAGACUUGAACAUAUAUAGUAGAAAGUCAAAAAGUUCAUUUUUGACCUGCUUUAUUAGGUUUAGUUUUCUUUUCUUUUUGUUUGUUUUUUUAUUUUAUUUUAUUGUCCAUUACCAUGUAUGGUCUUGACCAGUAAACUCUGGUAGUAAAUUUUUUUUUUGUUUUCUUGUUGGUCCUUGUAAAAAAGAAAAGAAAAAAGUAUACAUUUCUGUGGCCCAUUUUGUAUUUUUAUAAACUGCAUUUUUAUUUUGUUAAUUUUUCUGUUUCGUUGUGCUUUUUUAAUUUUAAAAACAAAUUGCUUGAAGAUAUAUGAAAUCUUAGAAUCGUCCCAGAAAAAUGUAAAGAACCACGAAGGGUAUUCAACUAUUUUCCAAAAAAAAUAUUUUUAACUCGCAGUUAAAAAAAAGAAAAGGAAAAAAUAUACAAACAUUCCAGGCUUGUCAUUAUCAAAUUUUUUUAAGUCAUAUUUUUUGUAAAUGUUAGACUAUUUCAUAUAUAUAAGAAACUGCCAUAUAAUGUAUAGAUUUUUGCAAAUACUGUACUACCCUAUGUAUGUAAGACUUAACUGUAUCUGUAGCGUGUAUGUAAUAUAUUUAUACCCAAUAAAUGUUUUAAUUUUUUUCUGACAAUUUA